Molecule: messenger RNA, 228 nt
Organism: Penicillium canescens
Lineage: Eukaryota; Fungi; Ascomycota; Eurotiomycetes; Eurotiales; Aspergillaceae
Exons: 1
Coding region: 1-228 (75 amino acids)
Source: RefSeq, a predicted model, not a curated record
AUGGAGAGACGGCGUGACAAAUACACGAGCCUCGAUGAGGACGUGAUGAAUCAAUCUAUUCUCCACAUUGAAGAUAUCGAAGGAAUCACCACCGACAUCGAUGACAAGCCUGUGAGCGCAACUGUAGGCGUCGCUCCUCAUCAAGGCAGCCGUCUACCAAAAAUGACGAAAUAUGAGCUGCCAUCUAUUGAUAAACUCACCGGGGAGGAAACGGACUCGCCGAACUAG